GGCGUGUGCAUCGUUAUUGGCCUCUAGGGGAAGCAAAUAAUGUCACGAAAUUUCAGUACGAGUAGAUACCUGCAUCACCGCAUUCUAGAAUUCCCUACGAAAUGUAUCCUUUGCUUGGCAUUUUGAAUAUGAAAUCAUGGAUGUACUAGUUCUUUAGACGAGCAGCGCCAUCAAAAAUCUAACCACGCAUUUAGAAGUUUUUACUUUAUUGAUGAAUAACAAAUUAAAAAUAGUUUCAGUUUGAUCUUGCCGAUGUCUCCAUCGUUUCCGUUGUAACUGAUUCUGACGUCUUAACGGACAGGAAGAGAUAGCUUGCUUUGUCUAUCUCUUUCAUGGACAAGAGACGACGGAUCUGCGAGUACCGCAGAACAACUACCAGAACAACAACAAGCACUGAACAGAGAAGCUGCAAAAAGGAUGAACCUGAACGUGACUGGGUUCGCGGGCAAACUUGGUGUCCUCAACGGCGUCUAUGGUGCACAAGGGGCGAACCAUGGCCGUACCAAGUACCACAAGAGCCUCCCUGUCGCGACGUCGACUGGUGAGGGAAUGCCCCACACAGCCUGUAUAUACUACUGGGAUGAGCGAGAUGGUGAGGACAUGUCUGGCUGGUGGAUUGCGCCGGUCGUUGGUGGCGAACAGGUUUCUCAUUUAUCCUUUAUCUUUAGGGUUAUCAGCGACCAGGACAGAAGUUCUGAACAACUUUUAACACAUAAUAGACAUGUAGGAGGAUGAUCUCGUCACAUGAUGUUUUGGAACAAUUCUAAUGUUCUUUAACAAACCUCUAUUUGUUUCUCACUGUCACUGAUUGAUAUCUAUUAUAUCUUCACGAUUACCUUGUUCAUGUGCAUGAUGUUCGAGUUGAUGAAUUGAUGAGAUAAAUUGUUCUUGUUUUGUAUAAUCUUUUAUCAGGUCUGGGCGCACUGCUUCUCGAAGUCUCACAUGCCACCACGCACUGGGUGGAAAGCGCCGUGGCACUCACAGGAAGUGGAUCCGAACAUCGUGAUGGAACUUGACAGGAACCCCGCGACAGCUGCGGUACUAGAUAUUUGAUUUUUUAUAUGUUGAUCUUGAUCAUCAAUGAUGUAUAAUUGUUGUUUGAGUUUGCGUGAACAAGAUUCUCUCCCGAUUUUGAUGAAGAUGAAAGAAAUGUUGGUUCUUUGUUACUGUCAAUCAUGACUCCUGAUCUUCAAAGAAAAGCAAAAAAACUUUCCUUGUCUGUCACGCCAUGAUCGAUAGCUUUUUUCUUCUGCACUAACAGCCUGCAACGCAAGGGGGCGCUUCCGCAGGCGUCCCAGCGGCCUCUGCGAUGCAGAAGCAGAUGGAACAACAGACUGCCAUGCAGCAACAGAUGACACAGCAAUACAACAUGAUGCAGCAAUGGGGUCAGCAAUAUCAGCAUAUGAUGGGUGCCGCCACCGGAGGCCAACAGCAGCAACAAGUUGCAGCUGCAUAUAACCAGUACAUGAACAACGCAAAUACCGCUGCCGCGAUGGGGGCCGCUGCUGGUGCUCAGCCUCAGGCUGGCAUGCAGCAAGGCGGCAAUAACAUGGCUUCUGCUGGUGGUGCGAAUGCGAAUACUGGAGGACAGCAGCGACCCAACCCCUACCUGAACUACGGCGGCAAUACCGGCACUGCUGCCUACGGAGGUUCGAAUAAUGUGAUGAUGAAUCAGACAGGAGCCGGAGGCAGUAGUGUCAGCAGCGGCGCCGGCAACAACGCGGCUCCGAUGAUGAUGGGCGGCGGGGGCAUGCAAGGCGCGUCCGGCAAUAACCGUGGCAACAGUAACAUGAUGGGGGCAUCCAAUGUUGCUGGUGGCGUUGCAGCACAGUAUGGAGGAAAUAAUAAUGCUCAGGCUCAGUAUGGAGGCGGAAACAACAACAUGAUGGCGCCUGGAGGCAACACCGCUCAACAAAUGAACAACGCACAGGGUAUGAUGGGUGCGAACGCGAAUCAGCAAUGGCAAUCUUACGCGGGAAGCAACAUGGGCCCAGGCCAACAAGCAGGCCAUUCUGGAGGCGGGAGCCAACAAGCGGGAGGCUUCUACAAUCAAAACGGGAGGCAGCAGCAGAUGCAGAGCGGUGGAGGUAAGAAAGGUGGCGGACAGCAGCAUGGAGGCGGCGGGUACCAUGGCGGACCUUCGCCGACCACCAUGCCUCAACACAACAAGAAUAAGGGACAACCGCCUGUUCUAUCGCCCAACAUGGCGCCGUUCGGUACUACGGAUAGUUCGUGGCAUGUAGAUGGAGGAGGAGGUACCGACAACUCUCGCAAGCCUGGCAUGUUCGCUGCGGGUGGCAAUAGCACGAAUCGUAAUCCUAUGGGAGGUCAACAGCGCGGAGGAGGUAACCAGAGAGGGGGCGGCAAGAACUCUGCGAAAGGAGGCGGAGCUGGUGGCAACAAGCAAGGAGGUUCGUUCGGCGACCGCGGUCGAGGAAAGUCAGAGAGCAUGAGCAUCGGCAGACCAACUGACAACAUGACUCCAGCCUCUAGUAUGUCGACAUUUCCUGGCAGUGUCUCUACUCCUUCUUCUACCAUGUCCACCUCUGCCAUGGGGACGAUGGGAGGUGGAGGACAGCAUCAACAGCAGAAUAUGCGUGGUGGAAACAAGAAGGGCGGCGGCAACAACAAGAACAAACCGGGGGGAGCCCAAAAAGGCGGCGGCGGCGGCAGACAAGACGGAGGAGCAAAUCCGAAUCAAAUUCCUUUGCGCGGUCCGAAUCAAGUUCCUUCGGUCGGAGCUGGAGGCGCGCCUCAACAAGGUGGAGUGAUGCGGCCCCCUCUGAAACGUGUGGGGGGUGGAAUGCAACACUUUCCGCAGAAUGGACAAAUCACUGGAGAAGAUGACACCCAGCAAGAGGGAGGAUUCAACGGUGGUCGCCCAGUCAAAUCGCAGCGUUUAGAUCAAGCAGUAGGCAGAGGACCGGCUUCACAAAUGUAUUUUUUUUCUUAAUAUAGUUCUUCAUACCUGUUUUAUAUCUAUAUGAAUUGUAUACCUGUUUAAUAUCUAUAGAUAUCAUUUUUAGCAGACUUCUAUUGGGAUUACCAGAAUACUUACAUCUCUAUCUCUUAUUUAUUCUACACUUCUAGCCAUCUACUUCUACUUUACGAGAAGUCUAAGCCUCCUGCAUCAGGUCGAAUAUAUCUCCCGAAGAGACGGAAAAAGAGGUCGAGGCCGUGCAGAAGGAGGUGGACCGAUUGACCGAAAGCAUUCGCUACUGGAGAGAAGUGGUUUCUGUCACAGCCGCUUCAGUUUUAGGGGAUGCGUCAGCAGGAGCAGGGGCAUCCGUGAACCCUUUUGGCGACGUCUCAUCAACGACAGCGACGAGCGGAGAAGAUGCUAUGUCAACAAAGGUAACAGAUCAUGACACGGCAUUUGACCCGACCAACCCGCUUAAUUCCGAGAAAACUCCUGGAGGGAGCGAGCGAAAGAAACCGAAGAAAUAUGCCACGCUGUUUGGCAUGGACUUUAAGCGGGAAUUCGAUCGCGCAGGAGGAGUUGCGAAGGCACUAGAAAAGCAGGUUUCCGCAAGAUUGAAGCGUUUUCAGGCCAGAGCUGGGCCGACCGGAGAGGAAAAGCUUGCUCCUCUUCAAGAAGCGUUAGAUGCAUGCGCAGAACAGAUGACGAAGACCGAGGUAACUAAUACCCACACUAUAAUACGUAUAAAUUAAAAGUCAGCUCUGACUCGCACUCAUAUGGGUUUGAGGUCUAAGUAGUAAAUCCACGGAUGAAGACCACGUUCUCUAUGUAGUUGAUGAUACAACUGGGAGUGAUGAAAUCAAACGCAAACACUUCAUCAAAACUAGGAAGCGUAUCGGUCUUGCAUGAAGAAAGAAGGAGCGGAGCUAGUCAGAAUGUGGAUGGCGGAAGAGCACAUGGCUAAUGUCGACGAUUUCCAAGAAAACUGGGAUGGUGUGAAGGAGGAAGUCGCUGCCGCAAUCGGCGGUUCUGAUGACCAAACUGUGCGGAAUGCGCCACUUGAUGAAGAUGGCGCGAAAUCGCUACUUGGUAGUCAUAUAGAUAUAAUAUCACUUCCUCUCCCACUAUCGUACUAACUAGAAUUUCAUGUCAUGUAGGCGUGUUCUGAAAGAAAUAUUUCGGAGGUACUAGAAAUGAUCCAUCUGAUCACGGUCGCUAAAACGGAAGCCUCCAUUACAAAACUCGACGCCCUUAUGGCAGUCUGCACUGAACUUUGUGCGAGAUUCAUUGUAUUGCAUUGUAUUGUAUUGUAACUACAUCAACAGCUGCAGAAGCUCGACUUUUCGAACGCAUGGAUAACGUUUUUCCGGCGCUCCAGACAUUCAAGGAUGUAUUGCUGCGUCUGGAAAUGGCCGCACGAAGUGAUUUGGAGAUCUUGGACGAUGACCUGCUCAUUCCAGACGAGAUGCUGCCACCAAUGGUCGUAGUCCCUGAUUUGCCACCGUUUGAUGCUGAAAACGAGGACGCUGAGGAUUUAAUGGAGGACGGAACUGAAUUUUCUGUUAUGAUUGGACACUAAUAUUGCUUCGAUUUUCUCUUGUUGUAAUUGUAGACUCUGAAGACCUUGGUUCUGAUCGUGAUGUUGUAGUUGAUUACAUAUGCUCAGUGAAAUUUUUCAUCAUGAUGUUAAUGCUUUUGCUUAGUCAUUGUUAUGAUUCAUGAUGCCAUAUCAUCUAAUCUUGAAGCUGAGAAGGCUGAGCGGCUCCAGCAGAAGAAGAAGGAACGAGCGCAGCAAGAGCGGGACCACGCAGCCGAGAAAGCGCGGGCCGAUUUUGCAAAUGGACAGCGACGAAAGAUCUCUGUCUUGAUCGACCGGAGGAAGCUUCUCGCUCUACGACAGCGAAGUGGCGAGCAGGAGCGCUUGUUCAAAGCUGUGCGUCACAGGGCUACCAUGCGCGUAUCACGCGCAAAGGAGUUAACUUCGCGCAUUGAGAAGCAGAAGCGCGAAGAGCAGGAAGAAGAAGAAGUUCGUGCCAUUUACAGUGAGGCGCUUGCGAUUUCCUUGGCAUCAGAAAUCGCGCUUCGCGAAGUCGCACGUGCUCCGCAUAAGGGGUCCGCAGCCCCCGCUACAUCACCACGAGGAACCGAGACCACGACUGCGGAGGAGAAUAAAAACAACUCUGCGGUUACUGAAAAACCUUCAACACCUGCAUCAGGUUCCGAGAAGAACAAGAACAAGACGGCUCCAUUAACAGCGUUGCUCCCGCUGCCGGGCGUGUCGCUUGAAGAGUUUGCUCGUGUGGAGGCAAAGCUGGUUGGCUACUACAAUCGCAUUGAUGGGCUCAUCGCGCAAGAGACUGAGCGCAAUGAAAGCUCUAAAGCAAAGGGUAUUUCCAACAGUACAGCAGCCGCGGAUCGUUCUUCAUCAAUCGCUACUGCUUCUGGGGAAAACAAGGUUGACCAGCAAGAAGAGGCGGCGAAGAAACCUUUGCCACCCCGCGGCGCCGCGAGCUCGAUUUGGCUGAUGCAAGGUCUGCGAUCUUGUGCUGGACGCAUUCGAAACGCCAUCAAGGUACUGGACCGAUGGAACGCCACGCGUGAAGAGACGAAGAGAUUUGAUGAGCUACUCGCGCAUCUGCACAUCGCGCACGCUAUACAGAGCUUUGCUUGCGGGGAUCUGGAAGGAGCUUUCAAAGAGGUGAUAAAUAUGUUUUUUCAAUUACUUAGGGGAUCUGCAAGGAGCUUUCAAAGAGGUGAUAUAUCUUUUUUCAAUUACUUAAGCAAUCUUCCGUGUUCAUCUUAUCAUUAAGUCUUACAGGUUCAUCUUAUUAUUAAUAUUCCGCGUUCAUGAUACAACUGAAGAUCCACAAGAACCUAACCUAACCUAAGAUCACCAUGUCUGUCUGCUCAGCGGCUCCUGUUUCCACUUAAUUUUGAUUUUCAAUCUCACAGAGCGGCGUGGCAGGAAUGAACUUCGAGCAGCUGCAGCUUUGGCUUAUCGAUUCCGUGCACUGUGAUGCUAAAAAAGUGAAGUUGGCCUUACCUGGGUUGUUUCUGCGAGCCACACGCAAUAACAACAUGCUUCCGCAGCAGGAAGACGGGAGACUUUCGUGCAGUCAAUUUAGCCUGUGCAUCGGCCGCUGCUUCGUCGUAGCGACACAAAACGGCUUCGUCUGCGCUGAGAGCGAGGACGUCGCACCGAAAAUUGGCGAGGACCGACAAAAGCGC
Molecule: messenger RNA, 6148 nt
Organism: Amoebophrya sp. A25
Lineage: Eukaryota; Dinophyceae; Syndiniales; Amoebophryaceae
Source: the annotation of a GenBank genome assembly